Messenger RNA from Rubroshorea leprosula, 1171 nucleotides. The record is from the annotation of a GenBank genome assembly. NCBI's taxonomy places the organism in Eukaryota, Viridiplantae, Streptophyta, Magnoliopsida, Malvales, Dipterocarpaceae.
AUUCCUAUCUUGCCUUGUUCUUUAAGUUGUCAUAUACAUUCUAAUACACAUGGUGUUUCAUUUUACAAGGCCUUUUUCAAUGGAGCUUCUAGUAAAGCCUAUCAUGGAAUUGGUAAAGUGUUUGGGGAGGUCAACCUGCACCUAUCUAGGUUAUCACUUAAAUUUUGAUGAAGCUGUGAGUGAUUUGAGAAGAGAAUUGCAAGUUCUAAUCUCUCGAAAAGAAGAUAUAAAUUUAAGCAUACAGUCUGAGGCUGGUUGGGGAAAAGAAGUGAAACAUGAAGUGCAAGGCUGGCUUAAACAUGUACAAGAAACCAAUAAUGAAGUGCAAGCCAUUCAAGAAAAUAUUCAGAGCGUUAAGUGGUACUCAAAGGGCCGUCUUGGAAAACUUGUUUCAGUUGAAGAAGGCGGCAUUAAUGAUGAUGCUUUUGGUGUUAAUUUUAAGAUAACUUCUAAUGGUGAAGGGCAACAGGAAAGGGAGUGUGGGAGAGAAGUUAAACCAAUAUCCAUGCUUCGUACCUUUAAGAGAAGUAGUAAAACACUUGCUAGUGGUUUUAAAUUGAAGCUGCUCACCUUCAUCGGCAAUUUCUGCAGUUAUGAUGAUGGAACUCCUGUAAACAUUGCCGCUGCUCAACCAAAAGCUAUAGGAAUCUCAGGAUCCUCCAAGAAUAAUUAUGCUGAAAGCAAUGUGGUUUCACCAUUCAACAAAAUGAAGUUGGCUCAAUCAAGCUCAAAGCCAUCAUCCAAUCAAGGAUGGCAGGUAACCAUGGAGGAUGCUAUGAGUAAUGAAUUAGAUCUUUUGUGCCCUCAAAGAGCUUAAGCAUCUAGAUGUAGCCUAACUGAGAUUAUGUAAACAUUAGAUGGCUUAAGUGUUCAGUCUCUAACAUUUGACUGAAUUAUUACAAGCAGGGCAGAUGCUAAUUGGAAGCAAUAAUACAUAAAAACCAAGAUGAAAGACUGGGAAGUUUCAAUUGAUUUGGUUUCCAGUUGUUUCAUUUGAUUGGGGAUUUAUGAUGUAGGUGUGAAGAAAUGGGGAAGAGGAAGAUGCAAGUCUUGUAGAGGCAUAUAGACGAAUGUGUUCUUCAUCAAAUGGACACUUAAGUCCUGAGUGUAGACAGUAAUUAUGUUGAGGAAGCAAAACCUCUGCUUCCGAAAAUAAGGUGAGGUACUAUGU